CCAGUAACUUGAAAAACAAAACAAACUCCAUUAAUUCUGUUUAAGGUGCCUUGCUUGUUUAAAAAGCUUCCCCUGGGCUUGUUUAGCGCAUGCUCAACACACCUAAAAGCUGCCAAUAGCCCGGGGGCAGGUGCUGAGUCAAGUGACAGAGCUGAAUAGGAGCUCCUGCUUUUACCUCCUCUGACUACAUGCUGCUGCUUUCUGGUAAGACUUUUUCUGCUGCGAUAGUCCCUUUGCACUCAAGCACUGAGAUUCCUCAUGGAGUAUAAGUCUCAAGUCUUUGCAGAGUGACCAUAGCCAGUUCAGUCAUGAAUGCAGGGGACAUUCCUUUGCCUUGCUUUUGUCCAGAGAGAACUUUUAGUCCACUUUAGGUAAACAGUGAGUGAACAGGCAUUCUGCAAUCUUUUCCUAAGUCUGGGAUUUUUAGUACUUGUACGUCUGCAGCAGUUUGGUAACCAUACUGCAGAGCAUAAUAACUUGCUGGACUAUAUUCUGUUAGAGAACUCUGAAAAUUAAUGUUUGUCCAUUGGAGAGAUGGCUACUUUUGGGAUGGAAGAUCAUUUAUAAGUCUUUUCCAAGCCAGUUUGGGAAUUUUGAUUAUUCAGACUCUCAAGCAACAAAGAAUAUUUUCUCUGUCUUAAAAUAGAAGCAUGUUCCAACCUGCACCAAAGAAAUGCUUUACUAUAGAGUCUCUGGUUGGUAAAGACAAUAGCUCAGCAGGUGGAGAUGAGCUGGUGAGACCUACUGCAUUAAAGUUUCCGGGCAAUGUUCACCCACCGAACUUUGGGACAUGUUUCCAGAACACAGGAGUCAGUCUCUUCAGCAACGCCGAUUUGAUGUUUCCUGAACCAGUGGCCCAGACAGCCAGCCCAGCUCUCUCAAUACAUCCUAGUCACCUUCCAGUGCAGCCUUUUUUCUCACCCCACCAGAGGGAUGCUUUCAGUUUCUACCCCUGGGUGUUGAGGAAUCGAUACCUGACACACCGAUUCCAAGGUGAGGAAAAUACUGCAGAUGGUUUGAUUCUUCAUGGUCCAUUCUCUAGGAAGCCAAAACGGAUCCGAACAGCCUUUUCGCCUUCUCAGCUCCUUCGACUGGAAAGGGCCUUUGAAAAAAAUCAUUAUGUGGUUGGAGCAGAGAGGAAGCAGCUUGCUAACAGUCUUUGUCUAACAGAAACACAGGUUAAAGUAUGGUUUCAGAACAGAAGGACCAAGCAUAAGAGGCAGAAAAUGGAAGAAGAGUCUCCCGAGAGCCAACAAAAGCGGAAGGGCAGUCAACAUGUGAGCCGCUGGAGGCUGGCUACUAGGCAAGCCAGCCCUGAGGACAUUGAUGUCACAUCAGAGGAUUAAACCAGAGAAUAACCACCCUGUCAUGGAGAAAGUAACAAUUAACUCUGUUCCUAGCCAUAUCUAUUAUCAAUACAAAACUCAAGAGGAAAAACCUGAUAUAGCCCUGCAGAAGGCAAGUCCUGCCAGAAUACUCCUAAAUGUUGGGUGCAUAUUCAUCAACCAACUCUUGGUCUCCCUAUUAACAGAAAAUAAAAGCGGAUGCAGGCAGGAUACAAGGACUUCUGAAUUUUACAGGGCUGGCUGUAUGACAAAAGUCAUUGCUAACUUCUUCACUGUAGAUGUGCAGAAUAGAAACCCGGUGCCCCAAGGAAACUAUUGCUGCAUGAGCAGAGAUGAGAAGAAUUAGUAAAAAAAACUCUGUAAACCUGGGAUUGAGAUCAAUGAACCUUGUACUGUAUAUCCAUGUACAUAUAUGUCUUAAAGCCUUUCUUCUGUUACAGCCAUGCAAAUAGCAAAUCUCAUUCUGCAUCAAGGCACAAGACACAUUUCUCUGACACUAGACCUUAUACUCAAAUAAGGCGACAGCCAUCUGCAGUGUGUGUGUGUGUGUGUGUGUGUGUGUGUGUGUGUGUGUGUGUGUGUGUGUGUGUGUGUGUGUGUGUGUUUAGGCAUGUGAGGGUAUAUGUACAGUGUAUGUGUCCAUAUGUCUUUGACAGGCAAAAUAUGCUAUAUAUGGCUUUAUGCAGAAACACUGAGAUAUUAUUGUGUUUUAUUUGCAGUAAAUCUAUCACACAUAGGUAAAAUAAUUACCUAAUACCAUGCUUCUCUUGGUCAUUUACAGACAACACUGUCAGUAAAAAACAGCACUAAAAUCUUUAUGUUCUUGUUCCCUGACAUAACAUAUUGUAUUGAAGUGAUAGGAUAAUGUGAGUGAAACCUUAACUGCAUACAUUUGCCCUCACAGUGCAGUUGACAUGGCACAAGACCUCCUUACAUAUUAAGGACACAGUUCAUUUGUAUUUCUCUCUGUCAGCAGUACUUUUAUUCCCCUGUUUCUUCUAGUUACGAUACCCCACAUCUUUUAUGGUUUAUCUUAAAGCUAACAUUUCCCAAAGAUUUGUAAAGCAGGAUUUCUACAUCCUACCACCAAAAAUGUCAGAGUUUACUCAUGCUGUGCAUGACUAACAGAAUGCAAGAGCAAGGAGAACUCCUUAUUCUCCUAUACAUGUAAAGUAGCACGCAGGACCUGCUGGAUUCCAGGAUGCUCCAUUAUACAGAUGCUAGUAUGCACACCUUGCAGGAGUGUACCAACUGUUUUUUACCUUGAGAGAAGCAUGCAGGAUGUAGAGGAGCUCAGAAUCCUCAAACAGACUUACACUGGCACAUAGGACUUGCAGGAGUCCAACAUCUUGUACCUGGAGAGAAGCAUGUGGGACCUAAAAGAGUGCCGUCUACUGCAGGCAACUGUAGCACACCAAUAGGAUACUGGUACUUCAGAGCAUGGAGGACCUGUAAGUGCCCAGCAUUCUCCUGAUAUUAGCAUGUUGUGCCACAGUAAAGAUGAGCUUACAGAAUAACUGUUAUAGAUGCUGCAGUCUCUGCAUGAUGUAUAUUGAUGGGUCCCAUGCAGACACAUACAUCCAUUAGGUUUAAUGAUUCCUGCCUACCUUAUCCCAGGUAUUUUAUUUUAUUUAAGAUGCACAUUGGCCCUAUGUCCCUACUCCAUUGUUCCUUGCAGGCUCAGUAUUUCACCAUUUACCAGCUCCCCAAUUUACAUGGUUCUUUGAUGUCAUGAGAAACAACAGAAAUGCUACUUGCCUGUCAAAAAUCAUAGAUUUCCUUAUUGAUUAUAUUUUCAAAGUUGCUGUUAAUAAACUGCCUUAUGCAUAAGAGAAAUGCCCCUUUUCAGUGUCCAUUGCAGAAAUGGUUUUCUAAUACUUAAUACUCAUUUAUAAUAAAUGGUUUUCUAAUACUUAAUACUCAUUUAUAAUACUUACCACAGAAGGCCACAUCAUGCUCAUCCUUUGGUAUAAUUGUGAGGGAGGCAAUCAUAUAAAGCCAAUUUAAAAUUCAAAGUGAGGAGAAGGAAUUAUGAUUACAAAAUAUUUAUCUGCAAAUAGAAAAUACUUAGCCAUUGUAUUCUGAACUUUUACACAACUUUCAAAAAUGAAUACAAAAACAGCUUGCUACAGUAAAGGUAUUUUUAUGUUUUGGUUAAGGUAGAAAGUCAAAACUAAUACACUGGAUUUAUGCAGAACUCCUAUCAAAACAGUAACGUAAAAUACACAUAAUUAUAAAUGUACCAAAAUGCAACCAGAAACAGAAUGUAAGGUCUGUGGCAUUUAAUGGAUUAUGUGCACCUGUCCUGCAGUCAAUUUAUGGGGCUUGGAAAGUCUUAAGCCCUGUGAUCUUUCUAGUUCAGAACCUCUGGGUUUUUUGUAGCUACAUAAUGUGUUUGAAUUGAUGAAUACUAAAGAAGGAUAUUAUAUUACAUAAGUGGAUUGGCUGAAUAUAAUGCCCCUUUUAAUAUAACCAGUUUCAGCAUCCAAUACAAUGUCUGGCAAAUAUAGGUCGAUAACAUGCACAAUAACCAGAAUGAUGGCUGAGUAGUUAAGAUUUCUGCUGCACAGCUCCAUUGUCCAGAGUUCAGUCCUGAAGUAUUGUUGGUGUCUGUGUGGACAUUGCAUUUCUCCUGAUGACCCCAUAUAUUUUCUACAGGUACUUCUGCUAUUCCUCCUAUAACUCGAUCUGAUGUGCUUCACCCUUUAAUCCUAGGUCAGAUACCCUCUCUUUCCUUUUGUCUAGUCUAUGAAUCUGAGCAACUCACUUAGCUAGACAGUGUGUGUGGGUCACCCUUGAAAAUAAUCUUUAGCCUAGUGGAUUUACUCAUUUAACAAAUUAAUAAAAAUAUAAGCAGUAAAACAUGAUACGAUAUUCAUUAUGAAGUCCUAUUGCAUGGCUUGAGGAGGCCAGAAUCUAUGACCAUUCCAGCCCAUCUAACCAUAUAUUAGAGAGCUAAUAUACUUGCUUUGAAUUCCUUAUUGUUCCAAUGAACUCAACAGCAGGGAUUGCAGUUAAAUUAAUUCAUAAAUGUACAGGCCAGUUCUGUUUUGUACACUUAAUAGGCAAACAGAUUUCUGAAAAACAAUUGCUAGCUUUAUUACAUAGUACACAGUAUAAACUAUGCUUUUAAGUGUGUCAUUCUAGAAAAAUGAGAUUAAUUUAAUGUCUGGGAUAUGAUUUUCUUCGGAUGAUCAUAAAACAGGCACAAGUAACCUAUUUUUGUAAGUCAGAAUAUUACGGGUGUUUAAAGCAAUGUACUAUAAAUUCAGAAAUCAUUAUGACUUCCUAUUAUAUUUUGAUUAUGUUUGCUAGAAGGAUGAAGAAUUUUGGAAGGGACAAAUGUAGUAACAUAAGUUCUGACUUUAAACUGUUAAGAUGGAAAAAAAUCUCAAAUAUCAUGAGAGAGUGACCAAUUUUCUGCUUAAUGUUAUGCUUAUAGAAAGAGGAAGAGAAAUCUCCCUUUAACCUCCUAAACAGAACUGCACUUUUCUGGAGAUAUUAUCUAAAUAAUAAUAUUAAUACCUAUAAAUCAGUAACAACCAAAACAUUCUUGACGACAUAUUUGUUAUGAGGAACUCUGCUGGCUCAGUAAUAACAAAGUUUAUCGCUAUUUGAUAAAUGAACUAUCUAUCAUUUAUAUUUUUUGUCUUCCAGAUGAAUAAUGCCCUGUUUUUUUUACUUGGUUUAGUGACUGGUUAAGCCUCGUUCUCACAUACAUAGUGAGUUAAAACUAAUUAGCUAAGUGUGUCAUAUUAAGAUAUACUUUAGCAUGAUUCAGUCAGUGAUAAGCAUACUUAGUUAUGUUGCAAUUCUGUGCCUUGCUAAUGCUCUAUAAAAUGAGAAAAAUGGAUUUUACUUAGUUAUCAUGUAUGUGAAAAAUAAAUUUAACAGAAAAGUAAUAAUAAUAAUAAUAAUAAUAACAAUAAUAAUAAUAUAACCUAGCAUAACCUGUUUGUGAGUAAAGCUGUUACCGCGUAACUAGAAAAAAAAACAGGAUCUACCAGAGUGCAUUUUCUCCAAAUAAGGCCCUUCAUUUCUUACAUUCUGCAAACUCUGCCUUUUGUAACAGAACAUUAAUUUUUAAAGGUUAAUCAGUUUAUGACACAAUGAACAUUGAACAGAUCUUUUAGUUUGAUACUGCCAUAAAUGUGUAAUGUUUCUUUAUACCUGAGAUGCUGUGCUUUUGAAGCUGAAUUCAGUAAUGAGAAAAUACAGGUAGAACAACUGUAUAUGAUGGGUUAUAACCUUUCCUAUUUCCACUGGAGGAUCACCACAUUCAAAGAAUUAAAUGAGACAAUGUGAGUUCUAUGACUUACUGUAGUGAAUUCAGGAAAUCCACCACAGCAAAAUGUGUGCAACAGAAAAUAAACACACCCGUAUCAUAUGAAAAUGAUCCAUGUUGCAGAGCAGUUUGAAACUGUCAUUCUACCCUAUUCUGCCAAAUCUCACAUUCCAUCUUCUGCCAGUGUUUUCUCAUGGUCGCUUUUUAUAAUCUCGUUCAUUUUUCUUUCACUGAUGUUGUUCAUAAAGUUUUGAUAUUUCUAUUGUUACUCAUCAUUCCAAAAUAUAAAAGAGCAUAUACAGCUACCCAUUAUCUUUUCCCCACUAUUUUAAUUAAAGGUAUUCUUAUUACCCUGCUCUCCAUGCACAAGUCAUGUGCCCCCUCUUCUACAAACUGUUGUAUAUAUAUUACAAUCUACACUUACUUAAAUUAUUGUACAAAGCUGCACAGUUCCUCAUUGCGCCACCCGUAGUAUAAACAUCCCCUGCUUCAGCACUAUGUCAUUGAUACACCACAGCAGUUCUUUUCAUUCUGUUCUGGUGAUGUCGGGUUAAACCUGGCUGGUGAAGUAAAGCUCUGGCAGGUGAUGGUGAUUGGCUUUUUUACUUCAUGCCACAACCCACCAUUCCACAGGACGCCAGUGAGUAGCAAGAUGCUCCUGCACAUACACACACACACACACACACACACACACACACACACACACACACACACACACACACACACACACACACACACGUACUGUUAUGGCUAUCUGCAUAUUUGGCUGUUCACCAAGUCUCUCAUACUGAACUACACUCUAUCCGUAUGUUCUAGUAAAUAAGCUAUGCUUGUCCUGUCCCAUUGGCCUCUGCAAGAGGCCAUACAUUUAUUGCAGGAAAUCUCAUCCACUACUCAUAUAAAGGUGAGCAGUGUUAUAAUUCACUCCCUCCUUCUUUUUCUGUUACAUCCUUAGGCACGAUGUCUACAGCUCAAAACUGGGACAUCCGUGAUAUGCUCAGCACUCAAAGCCUCUGUACCAGUAAAGCAAAGGAGUGAGUUUACUUUUAUUUAAGUACAAGACACAUUGCUUUUCUACAUAUAAGCAUGCUCUGUUCCUCUGAAAAAAUGUUACAAUAUUUUUGUAAUACAGUAAUGAAAAUGGAAUGUACAUAUAGAAAAUUAUUUUAACUAUAUAGCCACUAAAAGCACAUGUCUUUCGGUUCUGUGCUUCACCACAUGUUAUGCAGUAACAUCUGUUGCAUGUGGACAACACUGCGUCUUAUUUUCUGCAUAACAGAUUGCCUAAUCAUGUGCUUUUGGUCCAAACAGUGUUUUUUUUCUGUUUGCUUGGACCCAUUAGUAUCCAGCAUUAGAAAAAAUAUGCAAGCAGUCAAAGUCUUUUUCUCAUCUUUGUUACAAAUUGCCCCUGUGUUAGAACAUACAAAUCAGGAACAGCAGAAGAAUUGUUCAUGCCAUUAUUUUUUAAUGUGAAAAUGAAAUCUAAUGCUUCAUCUUAAUGUAAUGAAGACUAUGUGCAGAUUAAAUAAUUGUACAGAGCUAAGAAUUUUUGGUACAUUUUAACUUGUGCUGUUCUUAGUAAGCACAAUGCCAUUACAGAAAUCUUAUCUGUCGUUCCUGUUACUAAUAGCUUUGCACAUAUUUGAUGUGGGAAACACUUUUCUCUUCAUAUGCAGAGAUUAGUUUUCUCUGUUUACUUACCAAGUUCUGCUGUACUGUGGAGAUUUAUAGACAAUGACAUCCAUUUUAAAUAUAUUUUAAAUGUAACAUAGCUAAUGGUAUAGGAAGGACAUCAUAACUGGAUACAGCCAAGAAAUGUAUUAUAAUUUGGACAGCAGAAGACAUAUGAAUACUAAUGUCAGGUUUGACAGUAGGUGUUAUUUAAUAUGCCUCCUUCUGAAAGCCUAAAUCUAUGAAUCAGGACUGAAGUUUGCUAUGUUUUCUCUCUCAGGUUUACUGUUGGAUACACAUUUGAGUUUUACUGACGAUGUGGCAUUUAAUGAGAUAAAAUGUUGAAAUUAAUUUCUUCCCAUAAUGGAAACUUGUAACUUCCUUCUCUGUACAUUCAGAACUGUUGUCACACAUGGUUGUAUUUUCUCUGUGUGUAAAAAGGACCUUUUAGUAUGACUUUAAAAUGUUUAUUGCAUUAUUUGUUUAAUUAAACAUAUGUAAACUAUUCCUACUAAGUCCGAAUUGUAUAGAUUUAUGUUCAUUUUCAUUUCUAAAUGAUAAAGCAGGAAGAAGUAAUAAAUUUAUUGAAUGUAAUUAUUUUUUUCAGAAUAAAACAAUGAAUUUGCUUAAGAAGUCUGUACAUUUGCUUUACUUAAACUGACUUGUAUAUUUGUCCAACAGAUGCUACAUUUGCUGCUUACAAUGCAGCAAAUCUAGUGGGGUUCUUUUACAAUGUCUACAAUGUCACAUAAUGCAACAAUCCUAUUUCAAGUCUGAAUAGUUAGAAAACAAACAACUUUUGUUCAGAUAAAACAAUGUGAAUCCUUUAAU
This is a messenger RNA of Protopterus annectens (West African lungfish), 8133 nucleotides long. RefSeq names its product homeobox protein EMX1-like. The transcript is spliced from 3 exons. Gene Ontology annotation, biological process: central nervous system development; regulation of DNA-templated transcription; neuron differentiation. Gene Ontology annotation, molecular function: DNA-binding transcription factor activity, RNA polymerase II-specific; DNA binding. NCBI's taxonomy places the organism in Eukaryota, Metazoa, Chordata, Ceratodontiformes, Protopteridae. The coding region runs from base 651 to 1346 and encodes 231 amino acids. The record is from RefSeq and is a predicted model, not a curated record.